AGAGACGCAUACACACACUCAGUGUGCACAAACAUAGCAAAGGAGAGCGGAUCUCAAAGCUCUUUACACAGAAGCUACUGUACCAGCAAUCAAAAGGAUAAAAGCUCCCCCGGGGAUUGGCACAAACACUGACCGACCUAGAGGCUCCUCCACUCGGAUUGCAGUCUGGACAUGCACCGAUGGCAUUGCUCCUAACUUUUGGAUAUUGAACCCAAGCAAGAAUAAAAGGUCAUCUAUCUCACAGAAGGGGGUAUCGUUUUCUACUAGGAAUAAAAUGACAAUAUUUUAUUCCGAAAACAAGAAUGGCAAGCAUUUCAGCUUGUAAUUCCAUGGAUAUUGAGCAUCGUAUUUGCUUUUGCGGUUUUUGAAGAAAUACCUGUUUAUACUAUUAUUAUUUGAAAACGUCACAUAUUUGACUAUUGCUGGAAUUAACUCGUUUUGGAGAAAAAAUAAAGCAUCUACCCAGAGAAAGUUGUUUUCCACCGCAUUAUUUUGGGACAAAAAAAGUCUAUACUAACAAUUUCGUGGGAACAUUUGUAAAACCAGGGGUCACUUAUGAAAAUAAGCCUGGGGCUGGUUAAAAACCGUAUUGGAUUUUCUUUGCUUUUUAUUACAUAAUAUCUGAAAAACAAAAAACAAAACAAAAAAACACCUUACUUCUCGAUUCUGGGAUUUUGUUUGUUGGUUUCUGUGACCCAAACUUCUUUCCCCUCUGAAAUCUUUACUUAGAGAGAGUGCUGUAACCCAGCUUGCUGUUUCGAAACCGUGUGAUACUGUAAAGCGCGAAACGUUUUUUUAAAGAGUUUUUUGUGCUUUUGAUUUGGAUGUAGGUUCGUUUUUUUUAUUUUUUUUUACUGGGCAACACGGAUCUAUAGAAGAACAUUUCAUUCCAGGCUGCAAUCCCACGCCAGCCCCUGUCACCCAGUCUAGACAAUUUGUCGUGACUUUGAGUCCAAGUGUAACCAUGGCGACCAUCAGAAGCCCUAUUUGAAUUUUGGAGAAAAAGAGUAAAAAGCAAGCGAGAGGAGAGAGAGAGAGAGAGAGAGAGAGAGAGAGAGAGAGAGAGGGGUUUUUUUUAUUCAGCGGUGGUAGGAGCCUAAUUGGUUUGCAGACCCCACUAUAUCAGGAGCCUGGGACAGUGGAAAAAGUUGGACGCGCACAGCGAGUCUUGUGGUCCCUAAAAAGAAAGACUUCAAGUCCAUGUCAUUCAAACCCGCAGCGAUCUAUUAACAGUAUCGUCUUGCCUCGGCUUUGACUAUACCUAUUUAUGAAAUCUCCCGGCUCCACAUUUCAGAGUGUAUAGAAUCUGCAGAAAAUAAAUCAAUACAUCCUCGCGCAAAAAAAAUAAAUAAACAGUUUUUUUUUGUUUGUUUGUUUAGUUAUUUUAACAUGGGUUUUUCACAAGCGCUUCUCAUCUGCGCUUUGGUCUCCUUCCAUUCAGGCGCCUGUCAGCCCUAUCUCCGGCUCCGACCUUCCCCUAGUGAUAAGCUGCCGGUCAUCGAUAUUAUCGAGCACCCCGACCCGGAGUACGACCCCCGGGAGCAGGACCUCAAUGACAGGACUCUGAGGAAAAAACUGGGGAGUAACUUUGACCCCAACUUUAUGUCCAUCAGCACUCCUGUCCAGGUCAACCUGUCCAUACAAGACAUACACCCAAAGCUCAGGAUUGCGGGACCGAUGCCUAACGACAUUAAGAAGCUGGACCUUUCUGAAACCCCGUACGGGACGCGGGUGAAAAUUGGCAAGAAAGCGCGAAGGAAAUUCCUGCAGUGGCUGUGGACGUACACUCACUGCCCCGUGGUCUACACCUGGAAGGACCUAGGGCUCCGGUUUUGGCCUCGCUACAUCAAGGAAGGGAAUUGCUUAAAUGAACGCUCUUGUUCUUUCCCAGAGGGGAUGUUUUGUAAACCAGUCAAGUCAGUUACCAAGACUUUCCUCCGGUGGUACUGUCAAGGAUUCUUAAGACAAAAAUACUGUACGUGGAUACCUGUUCAAUAUCCAAUCAUUUCAGAAUGCAAGUGUUCAUGUUGAUUUCUUAUUUUCUUUCGGGGGGGGGGGG
Acipenser ruthenus (sterlet) is the source of this 2059-nucleotide messenger RNA. RefSeq names its product noggin-2-like. NCBI's taxonomy places the organism in Eukaryota, Metazoa, Chordata, Actinopteri, Acipenseriformes, Acipenseridae. Gene Ontology annotation, biological process: dorsal/ventral pattern formation; osteoblast differentiation; negative regulation of BMP signaling pathway. The record is from RefSeq and is a predicted model, not a curated record. The transcript has a single exon. The coding region runs from base 1390 to 2031 and encodes 213 amino acids.